AUCGAAGUGGAAUUAUCACUUUCAGGGAUGAUUCAAAGAUGGAUGCCGGUGAAGAGAUCGCACCACAACUCUUCCGAGCCAUUCAACAAUCGUGGUGCUCGGUAAUUGUUUUUUCAGGAACCUAUGCCUUUUCAAGUUGGUGCUUGGAGGAGCUUGCUGAGAUUGUUAAACAAAAAAACGAGAAAGGACAUAAAGUGUUUCCAAUUUUCUACGACGUGAAUCCAUCUGAUUUAAGAAAACAGAAAGAAAAAGUUGAAGAAGCAUUUGCCAAACACGCAGAGAGAUACAAGGAAGAUAAAGAAAAGAUUCUAAGGUGGCGAAAUGCUUUGACUCAAGUGGCUAACAUCAAAGGAUGGCAUUUAAAUAACAGGCAUGAACCUGAAUUUAUUGGAAACAUUGUUAGAAAAAUAUCAGAAAAAUUAUGUCAGACAUAUCCAAUUGUUCAUGAUGAGUUGGUUGGAAUUAGUUCACGCUUGGAGGAGUUGCAUUCCAAAAUAGAGAUUGGGGAAGAUGACAUCCGCAUCAUAGGAAUUUACGGAAUGGGUGGCAUCGGUAAAACAACUCUAGCAAGAGUUGUAUACGACCAAAUGUCAUCUCAUUUUGAAGGUAAAUGCUUCAUUGCUGACGUUCGAGAAGUUUCAGACAAAUUUGGACUCGUUUCUCUACAGAAACAACUUCUUUUCCAGAUCUUGUCUGGUGAAGUCUUCGAAUUUUUCAAUGUUCAUGAAGGGAAUGCCAUAAUUAGCCAUAGGUUGUCUAACAAAAAGGUCCUAGUUGUUAUUGAUGAUGUGGAUAAUAUACAACACUUGAAAUGCUUGGUUGGAAGGCAUGAUUGGUUCGGUUUAGGGAGUAGAAUCAUUAUAACAACAAGAGAUGAACACUUGCUCCAAUCUUACCGAGUUGAUGAUGUGUACAAGCCUUCAACAUUGAAUGACAGCGAGGCACUUCAACUUUUCAGUUUGAAAGCUUUUGAUAGUGAGACAGCACCAAAUGAUGUUUUCAUUGAGCUUUCUGAACAUGUUGCAAAAUAUGCCAGUGGUCUCCCCUUAGCUCUUGAAGUCUUGGGUUCUUUUUUGUGCGGUACAGAUGUAGCUCAAUGGAGAAGUGCAAUCCAAAGACUUGAAAAGGAUUCUAACAAAGAGAUUAUUGACAGACUUCGAAUUAGCUUUGAUGGAUUGGAAGAAACGGAGAAGAACAUAUUUCUAGAUAUAGCAUGCUUCUUCAAUGGGGACGAGAAAGAUUUUGUAAUGAAAGUAUUGGAUGGCUGUGAGUUUUUCCCGGAUAUCGGAAUCGAUGUUCUCAUUAAGAAGUCUCUACUAACAGUUGACGAAAGCAACAAAAUGUGGAUGCAUAACUUACUACAAGAAAUGGGAAGAAGAAUUGUUCGGGAAAAAUCUAUUGAGGAACCUGGAAAACGUUGUAGAUUAUGGGACGAAAAGGAUGUAUAUCAUGUGCUAACGAAAAACACUGAUAUCCAACAAGAUGCUCAAUUUGAAUGUUAAUGCUAUCUCGAAGAU
This is a messenger RNA of Hibiscus syriacus, 1517 nucleotides long. Its product is annotated as TMV resistance protein N-like. Gene Ontology annotation, biological process: signal transduction; defense response. The transcript has 3 exons. The coding region runs from base 39 to 1502 and encodes 487 amino acids. Gene Ontology annotation, molecular function: ADP binding. The record is from RefSeq and is a predicted model, not a curated record. Lineage: Eukaryota; Viridiplantae; Streptophyta; Magnoliopsida; Malvales; Malvaceae.